Messenger RNA from Paramecium octaurelia, 542 nucleotides. Lineage: Eukaryota; Ciliophora; Oligohymenophorea; Peniculida; Parameciidae. The record is from the annotation of a GenBank genome assembly.
AUUUUAUGUCAGAAAUAGAGGAAAUAAAUUUAGAGUAAAGUACUUCAAAGAAUAGAUAAUCCAGACAACAAACUAAAACAGGAAAUACAAGAAAACCCAUUAGGAAAUUCAGAAGAUAGAAUAAUUCUUUUUAAAAUCGAAAUAGAGAUAGAGAUAGAGAUCGACCAAGAUAAAAAGAAUGGAAAUAAUAAUAAUAGAAUAAUGGAAAUACUCCAGAAUUAUAUGAAAUCGAUAUCUAUAAUUUUUUGGCUAAGAACUAGAUUUCAGAUCUAAUUGUAAUAGAUUGGUUAAUUUUAGAGCGAUAUAAAGUCAAGAUGUGGUGAAUUAGUAAAACUUCAUAUUGUAGCAAAUAACAUUUAAGAAAAUGAGGCUGAGACGAGAGUAUAAUUUAAUAUUAUUAACAGAUUAUUCUAAAAGCAUUUUUUAAGGAUUAAAAGUCUGCUGAUGAAUGCUAUUUUUAAUAUAGUGAUGCCACACUAGAUAAAUUGCUUUUAAGGACAGAGCGUAAAUAUUGACGUAAAAUUAAUAUAUAUAAAAAUAAG